UAUCUCUCUAUUCACACAAAGGCGGACACGUACACGAUUUCCAGAUAUCUCUGAAUCUCUCCUAUUCGUUCUCUCUCUCUCUCUCGCUCUGUUGUCAUCAUUUGCAGGUAUUGUUCAUCGCCAUGUCAGGUCCUCAGUGCUGCUCGAACGCACCAGCCCUAAACUCGAGCUGUGGAGAAGGGCAUGUGGAGGAACUUGCUUGCCUCAAGUGCUAUGUCUCUGGCUCCCCUGACUCCAACCUUGCAAUCCUUCUCGUUUCCGACGUUUUUGGAUUUGAUGCUCCGAAAUUGAGGAAACUUGCUGACAAAGUCGCGGCUGCUGGUUUCUAUGUUGUGGUUCCUGACUUCUUAUAUGGAGAUCCCUAUGCACCUGAAAAUGCUGAGAGGCCUUUGCCUGUUUGGAUAAAAGAUCACGGAACAGAUAAAGCAGUUGAAGAUGCAAAACCAGUGAUUGAAGCUCUGAAACUUAAAGGAGUAUCCAGUAUUGGAGCUGCAGGAUUUUGUUGGGGAGCCAAGGUUGUUGUGGAACUAGCAAAGUAUCCUUUCAUUCAAGCUGGUGUGCUGUUACAUCCUUCAUUUGUUUCUUUGGAAGACAUCCAGGCGGUUAAGGUUCCGAUUUCAGUACUGGGAGCUGAGAUUGACAGGAUGUCUCCACCGGAGCUUGUGAAAAAGUUUGAUGAGGCCUUAAAUGCCAAACCUGAGGUUGAUGGCUUUGUGAAGAUAUUUCCAGGGGUUGAACAUGGGUGGACUGUGAGGUACAAAGAUGAAGAUGCAGGGGCUGUCAAGAGUGCAGGGGAGGCACAUAAAGAUAUGUUGGAUUGGUUUGUCAAGUAUGUCAAGUAACUUGAGGCAUACCUAUGGCUUAUUUUGGUUUGGUUAAGGCUUAGUUUGGCUUUAUUAUGAAAUGAUAAAAUAAUUUGAGGUGUGGUUGUGUAUUGUAAUAGAGAUGGGUGUGAACCGUAUGUGUUGUAUUAUUUGUAUAUUUAAGUUUGGAUGAGUUUGUAUUUUAUUUGGUUGUUCAAUAUAUCUUACUUAUUAA
This is a messenger RNA of Camellia sinensis, 1038 nucleotides long. Its product is annotated as endo-1,3;1,4-beta-D-glucanase. The record is from RefSeq and is a predicted model, not a curated record. Gene Ontology annotation, molecular function: hydrolase activity. Lineage: Eukaryota; Viridiplantae; Streptophyta; Magnoliopsida; Ericales; Theaceae.